GUCUGUGUGGCUGCAGUGUGGAAACGCAACCACACGGGGCGCUGUUGAGUAGUUCGUUUCACCGCCGGGGGGGUUUAGACUCAACAAAAAACUAGUUCUUCGCAUUUUGACCCACUUUCUGAUUUGAACGAAAGGCUUGUUUGUUCUCUCUCUUUCUUUUUUCUCUCUCUCUUUCCGAUAGUUUAGCUCAUAGCAAGGCGGUAGAAACACCAAACACUUUACAACCACAUCCGAGACAGAAGAAGGGAACAUGGACAUGAAAAAGAGAAUUCACCUAGAACUGAGAAAUAGGACGCCGUCGGAUGUUCAGGAGCUGGUCCUGGAUAACUGUCGGUCCAACGAGGGGAAGAUGGAGGGCAUAACGGAGGAGUUUGAGAACCUGGAACUGUUGAGUCUCAUCAACGUGGGUCUCAUCAACGUCUCAAACAUACCCAAACUGGGGAAAUUAAGAAAGUUGGAGCUGAGUGACAACAGGAUAUCUGGUGGUUUGGAGGUGUUGGCCGAGAGGCUGGUCAACCUCACACACCUCAACCUCUCCGGGAACAAGUUCAAGGACAUCAGCACACUGGAACCACUGAAAAAACUUCCCGUGUUGAAGUCUCUGGACCUGUUUAACUGUGAGGUCACCAACCUGGGAGAUUACAGAGAGAGCAUCUUCAAGCUCCUCCCUCAACUCACGUACCUGGACGGCUACGAUAUCGAAGACUGCGAGGCCUCCGAUUCGGACGGCGAGGGAGACGGGAUCGACGACGACGACGAUGAAGAACAAGAGGGGGAGGGGGGAGAGUCUGAGGAGGACUUUGAUGAAGAGGAGGAGGACGAUGACGAAGAGGUCAUUGCGGAGGAAGAUGACGACAGUGCGGAGAGCGAAGAGGAUGGGGAGGUGAACGGAGAUAUCGACGAUGAUGAUGAUGACGACGAAGAUGAUGAUGAGGAUGACUCUCCAGCGAAAGGAGAGAAGAGGAAGAGGGAUCCUGAGGAUGAUGACGAUGAUGAAGAUUCAGUGUCCUCCCCUCCACCCCUCAAUAUCUGAUUCCACCCCUCAAAAUCUCUGAUUCCACCCCUCAAAAUCUCUGAUUCCACCCCUCAAAAUCUCUGAUUCCACCCCUCAAAAUCUCUGAUUCCACCCCCUCAGUAUCUCUGAUUCCACCCCUCAGUAUCUCUGAUUCCACCCCUCAAAAUCUCUGAUUCCACCCCCUCAGUAUCUCUGAUUCCACCCCUCAAAAUCUCUGAUUCCACCCCUCAGUAUCUCUGAUUCCACCCCUCAAAAUCUCUGAUUCCACCCCUCAGUAUCUCUGAUUCCACCCCCUCAGUAUCUCUGAUUCCACCCCUCAGUAUCUCUGAUUCCACCCCUCAGUAUCUCUGAUUCCACCCCUCAGUAUCUCUGAUUCCACCCCUCAGUAUCUCUGAUUCCACCCCUCAGUAUCUCUGAUUCCACCCCUCAGUAUCUCUGAUUCCACCCCUCAGUAUCUCUGAUUCCACCCCUCAGUAUCUCUGAUUCCACCCCUCAGUAUCUCUGAUUCCACCCCUCAGUAUCUCUGAUUCCACCCCCUCAGUAUCUCUGAUUCCACCCCUCAGUAUCUCUGAUUCCACCCCUCAGUAUCUCUGAUUCCACCCCUCAGUAUCUCUGAUUCCACCCCUCAGUAUCUCUGAUUCCACCCCUCAAUCUCUCUGAUUCCACCCCUCAGUAUCUCUGAUUCCACCCCUCAGUAUCUCUGAUUCCACCCCUCAGUAUCUCUGAUUCCACCCCUCAGUAUCUCUGAUUCCACCCCUCAGUAUCUCUGAUUCCACCCCCUCAGUAUCUCUGUUUCCACCCCCUCAGUAUCUCUGAUUCCACCCCUCAGUAUCUCUGAUUCCACCCCCUCAGUAUCUCUGAUUCCACCCCUCAAUCUCUCUGAUUCCACCCCUCAGUAUCUCUGAUUCCACCCCUCAAUCUCUCUGAUUCCACCCCUCAGUAUCUCUGAUUCCACCCCUCAGUAUCUCUGAUUCCACCCCCUCAGUAUCUCUGAUUCCACCCCUCAGUAUCUCUGAUUCCACCCCCUCAGUAUCUCUGAUUCCACCCCCUCAGUAUCUCUGAUUCCACCCCUCAGUAUCUCUGAUUCCACCCCCUCAGUAUCUCUGAUUCCACCCCCUCAGUAUCUCUGAUUCCACCCCCUCAGUAUCUCUGAUUCAAGCCGGUCUCAAAAUACAACACUGUCCCUUUUAAGACAUAAAAAAACUGGGUUAAUAACUCAUUAACUAGCGAAGGAUAUGAACAAUGUGUUUCUUUAAUCUCAAAACAAGCAGUCGACUCAACUUCAGCUGUAAACACAGUCCAAGGUAAAUGUCACGGAGCCAUUUAUGGCAACGGUCUAUUUGCAUAUAGGCCCUGGUUUCGUUUUUGUUUCGCUGAAAGUGGCUAAUAUUGCGUUUUUGAUUCCGUCACAAUUCCUCCCCCGACGCCUCAGUAUCUCAGAUUUCCCCCCCCCCCCCAAAAUCCCUCCAGCCAAUCUAGGAUGUCCCGAAUGGUACCUUUGUCCCUAUAUAGUGUGCUACUUUUGACCAGAACCCACAGGGCUUUUCUGAUGAGUUCAGGGCUUUGGGCCCUGGUCAAAAGUAGCACACUAUAUAGGGACUAAGGUACCAUUCGGGACAUCCUAGAUUGGCUGGAGGGAUUUGGGGGGGGGCAGAUAGAUAUAUAGAUAGAUAGAUAUAUAUCUAGAAUUUAUAUAUAUAUAUAUAUAUAUAUAUCCUCCGUUGCAAGGACUUGCGUUUCUCUGCUUCAUGGUCGUUGAGGAUCGGAUGGAAUCCCGAAAGAACCUCGCAUUCGUUCCGUGACCUCACCGGGAGGGGGCGGGGCUCUCUGUGACGUCAUAACGAUGUCACCGCCCGGAGGUUCCGUGACGUCGUCGACUCCUUCGGAGCUCUCCGUCUGUAAACGACCUCGUCGCCCUGACAACCAACCAACCUUUUCCCAACAAUGGGGGAACAACUCCCCAACAGUGCCUGUUAUACCUACCAAAUGGCACCCUAUCGGCCAUUUUGUGCACGCGCUACUUUUGGUUAGGGCCCGUGUCGGUCCCUUUAGUGCACUAUAUAGGGAAUAAGGGGGGGCCCAUGUAGGACAUAAUCAGAGCUUUUUAAAAUAUUUUUUCAGACUUUGUCGGGUUUUUUUCCUUAAUUUUGUUGUUGUUGUUGCUGUCUGUCUCCUCCCUCCCUUGUGUUUUGGGUUAGGGUUGGACUGGAGCUAUCCCCUACGUAGUGCACUACUCUAUGGGUCCCGGUUAAAGUAGUGCACUACAGAGUAGUGCGCUACGUAGGGUACCACUGGGGAUGCAAGCCUCCCAAGUUGUGGCUCUGUUUUUACUUUCUGUAAGUUAAGACAAAAUGUACAAAAAUUUACUUUGUAAAUAAAAUCUUAACAUUUU
This is a messenger RNA of Salmo salar (Atlantic salmon), 3407 nucleotides long. RefSeq names its product Acidic leucine-rich nuclear phosphoprotein 32 family member A (gene an32a). Gene Ontology annotation, biological process: regulation of apoptotic process. Gene Ontology annotation, molecular function: histone binding. Lineage: Eukaryota; Metazoa; Chordata; Actinopteri; Salmoniformes; Salmonidae. Gene Ontology annotation, cellular component: nucleus. The record is from RefSeq and is a predicted model, not a curated record.